Molecule: messenger RNA, 1125 nt
Organism: Cryptococcus amylolentus CBS 6039
Lineage: Eukaryota; Fungi; Basidiomycota; Tremellomycetes; Tremellales; Cryptococcaceae
Exons: 4
Coding region: 78-1043 (321 amino acids)
Source: RefSeq, a predicted model, not a curated record
CUUUUCUCUCCAUUUAUCCACCAGGAAGCCAGCUCUAGCAACAUUGGCAGAAUUCUCAGCGAAAGCCAAGAACCAGCAUGAUUCUACGGUGGUCUACAGGCGAGAGCGCAGUACGCUACCAAAAACGAGGCGGUUCGGGUUACGGUAUCACUACCACAGCUUCCUCGCCAACUUCUUACGGUGCAGGUCCCCCAUCUAGCACGUACAGUCGCUGGCAUGGCAAGGGCAGUCAGCCUGAAAUCGCUGGGUCCACAGGAGGUUUCAUCGGUCUGAUAUCGGUAAGGCCACAAGCGCGGUUGUCGAGCCACAGAUCUGACUUUUUGUCACAGGGCGUUGCCGCUUUUGUCAUUAUUGCGACCCUGGCAGGACUCUAUCUCCGCAACCGCUACAAAAAACGUCUUCCCAAGCAAGCUUUCCACCCCGCCCCUCGAACCAAACCCACUCUCCCAUCCCUCUCCAUAUCCCGUCCUUCCAGCGACCCAUACGCCGUCGGCCCUUCCGCCUCGCAGAUGAACGACACCCCCACAGCUACAUCUGGAUCUUCCUUUGCUCGACCUAUGUACAGUCGACACAAAAGCUCCGAGUGGGAUCUGCCGCUGGAUUCGGCAGCUUCGAGUGGAAGAGGAACGCCGAGGAAAGAGGGUUAUGGCGAUUUGGGCGUGGACAUGCCGGAAGAGCCUGGGGAGGCUGCUUGGCCGCUUAGGAGUGUUCAGCGAAGACCUAGCUUCUCGCCGCACAAAGGCAGCUUUUCGAGUGCGGGUUCGGGGGAUGACUAUGAGGGCAAGGGCAAGGGCAAGCUCUACGACCCUCCGCCUGCAGCCGGAAGCUUUCAUAAUCCGUUUGACUCGCCUUUCGAUGAAGCCUCCCCUGCUCACCCGAAAGUGGUGGAGGAUGAUACGAGUACGCUCGGGGGACGGUCGCCUUUGUUGAGACCCGAGUCAGCGGGAGAGUCUGGGGAGGAACUGGAGCUUGAAAAACGGACGCCGAGGAUCAGAGAUCAGGAGUCUGGGCGGCUGGAACCGUCAGAGCAGACGAGGCUGUAGACUGGCAGGCUGUGAUCACUAUAGGGCUGUAUUGGCAUGUAUCAUAUGUCACUGACAUGAAGCGAUCAGUCCCCCUCCGUCC